AAAAUGUGGCGAGCCCUGCGAUGUCAAGCUAAUCCCCUGCUGAGCACGGCCAGGUUCUUCAGUUCUUCAGUCGCUCGAACACGACAAAGGGUUUCGCGCAAUAUUCCACUAGCAGACGACUUGGCAGAAUGGGAUUUGGAAGCGGAUUUCUCAGAGUUUCAGGGUGAUGAUAUACCCGCUACCGGACACAUGUACUUGGACCAGCAGCGACAGGUCGCCCAUUACCUACGCCUCAUCGAAAAUGAAUUGCCCGAACUGGUUGCCUUCCGCAAGCCUUUCGUCCCACCGUCGGCUUCGACUCCCCUCGUCGUCCGGUCUGUGGACUAUGCCGGUGAGAGUCAUCCGGCAACCGUCAAGCGUAGUGUCGUGGUCCCAGUCGCGCAACUACCGCUGAAGAAUGAGGCUGCUGUACACAGAGCCAAGUUACUUGCCGGAGUGCGUUGGUCGAUAGAGCCGCCGAAGAAUUCUGGAGUGCAAUGCAACAGCGAAGAGGGGAAGCAUGGCUACAUAAAAAUUUCGUGCGAAGACUUCCCUCGACCAUCGAUGAACUUGAAAUGGAUUAGUGACACGAUCGACGGGCUCGUUGCCGAAGCCAACGACGAAAAUCACAAGGCUUACCAAGAUCUGCCCCUCGACACGAGACACCUAGAAGCGCAGGUCAUGAAAGCUAAGGAAGGUGAACACGCACGAGGCAGAAAUCGUCGACCGAGCAUAAAGGACUUCCCUACCGAAUGGCUUGCGCGAUCGGUAUCUCAAAGUGUGCAGCCAACAACCAAUUCGUAGACCUUUAUAAUGACAUUGUCUUUGAUAUUUCUGCAUGUCAUUUUGUCGUGUGGCACACGCGGUGUACUUUACAGCAUUCUGGACCGGUAUGUUUCAUGAUAAUGCAAGGUGGUUCUUUGUUUCAGGUGAU
Pisolithus orientalis is the source of this 913-nucleotide messenger RNA. RefSeq names its product mitochondrial ribosomal subunit protein-domain-containing protein. Lineage: Eukaryota; Fungi; Basidiomycota; Agaricomycetes; Boletales; Pisolithaceae. The record is from RefSeq and is a predicted model, not a curated record. The transcript has 3 exons. Gene Ontology annotation, molecular function: structural constituent of ribosome. Gene Ontology annotation, cellular component: mitochondrial small ribosomal subunit. The coding region runs from base 4 to 783 and encodes 259 amino acids. Gene Ontology annotation, biological process: mitochondrial translation.